AGCUGCGGUGACAUCAUCAGUGAUGUACCGGUGUCCUCGGAGCUGAGAGAAGAUACCAGACCCUCGGCCGGCUGUCAUCCGACAACCAAACACAGACAUGUCUGACUUCACAGAGGACCAGAUCAUGGAGUUCAAGGAGGCCUUCCUUUUGUUUGACCGGACGGGUGAGGGGAAGAUCACCUACAGCCAGUGUGGGGAUGUCAUGCGGGCCCUUGGACAGAACCCUGUCAAUGCUGAGGUGCUCAAGGUCUUGGGAAACCCCAAGUUAGAAGAGAUGAACCACAAGAUGUUGGAUUUUGAGCAGUUCCUGCCCAUGCUUCAGGCCAUUGCUAAGAACAAGGACCAGGGCUCAUUUGAGGAUAUCGUAGAGGGUCUGCGUGUCUUUGACAAAGAGGGCAAUGGUACAGUGAUGGGAGCAGAGCUACGUCAUGUUCUCACUACACUAGGCGAGAAAAUGACAGAGGAGGAGGUGGAGACCCUUUUAGCGGGGCAUGAAGACGCCAAUGGCUGCAUUAACUAUGAAGAACUCGUCCGGAUGGUGAUGAGCGGUUGAAGAUCUCAGAAACACACUUCCAGCUUUAAUUUGAUUUCCUAAAUAUUUUUGUAUUGUUUGUCUCAUCCUGCCCCUCCAUCCGUGUCAUCCUACCUCUAACAAGUCUGUGUUUUCUUUUUCUUUAUUUUAUUUCAAAAGUGCCUUUUCUGUCUAAUGUGAAGAAACCUUUUCAUCUCAUUUUCCAAACAUUAUUCAGCCUCACAGGUACAAUUGGCCGUAACGUUCCCCUGAUGAUUUCACCGGUUCCAUCUUUGUCAGUCAGCCCGUCAGUCUUGUUGUCAACAGCUUUUUUUCAUUUGGAUGGAUAUGAUGAGAUUCAUGUGACAUGUUACAUUUAACAGUAUUGAAUAAAAAGUUUGUGUCCAA
Molecule: messenger RNA, 919 nt
Organism: Dicentrarchus labrax (European seabass)
Lineage: Eukaryota; Metazoa; Chordata; Actinopteri; Moronidae
Gene: myl6
Product: myosin, light chain 6, alkali, smooth muscle and non-muscle
Exons: 6
Coding region: 98-553 (151 amino acids)
Cellular component (GO): myosin II complex
Molecular function (GO): structural constituent of muscle; calcium ion binding
Source: RefSeq, a predicted model, not a curated record